AUGGCGGAAUUGAAAUCUCAAAACGAAGACCACAAGUUCUGGGCAGAUCUCUUAUUGCCCAAAUUUCGAAGAUAUAUCACGGAAAUCGGGGCUUAUACGCCAGAACAGCAAGAUGAACAUGUCAAGUUCUUCGACUCGCUGCUGCCCCAUCUGGGACCCAGACUACCACAUCCGCAUACCAAGGCCGUGUUGACCGUCGCCAACAUGCCGCUGGGCUUCUCAGUCAAUCUGUCAGACGCAAGAAAGCCAAUCGCGAGAAUGGAGAUCGAGCCUUUGGACGCCACCUCCGGAUCUGCAGAGGACCCUUUCGCCGCCAAGUGUAUCCCAGCCUGCUUCACCACCUUGGUCAACGGGAUGACGACUCCAGUCGAUACAAGAUGGGCUCACCAACUGAGAGUGGCUUUCACCCCGACCGCGGAAGAAAGCGCAAUUGCAAAGCCUCGUCUCCGUCCUGGCAUACAGCGAAUUUCCCUGGCCUACUUUGGCAUCACAUUCGAUGGCGACAACCGAGCCAUGAAAUACUGCACUUCCCACUUGCCCAAAUUUUUCGGUACAGUCAGUGCGGAGUCCAACAAUGCCACUAACUCAGACGCAUUCCUCUUCUCCGCCGUCCGUCGACUCGAGCCCGGCGGAGAAGCAUUAUCUCCCAGUCUGGAUGCGAUUCAGCACUACUUCCAGAAUGAGAAACACGCAAAGCUGCCAUCCCCAAUCCUCUUUGCGGGCCUGGAUUGCAUCGACCCCAGUCGUGCUCGUGUCAAGAUGUACGGUCGAACGCACACCACGGCCUUCUCCAAUGUUCGAAACAUCAUGACCCUGGGCGGCCGCGCGGUGACGGAGGAAACGACGGAAUUCCUGGCCCGCCUUCGAUCCAUCUGGCAUCUGCUCCUCAACGAUCCAAAGUUUAAAGAUGAUGAGGACUACGACCGCCCACCCUUGGACCCGAAUACUCAACGGACAGGUCUUCUCGUGUCAUUCGAGGUCAGUGCCUUGGUUCCCACGCCAGACAUCAAGAUCUACGUUCCGUUCUGGCAGUACCACGAGACCGACGUGCAAGCGAUCCACAACCUCGAACAGGUCUUCAGCCUCCUAGGCUGGGACUGGGGCAGCGGCAAGUAUGGUGAUCUACUGAGAAAGACAUUGUAAGCUCAUUCCUGGACCCUCAAACUCUCCGAAAUCUCUCGCGCGAUAGCUGACACCGCCGUAGUGUGGGGACCGAUCUCGCCGCUACGCAGAACCAUGACUAUGUGUCGUUCAACUACUCCAAGAAGCAGGGCUCCUACAUGACCACGUACCAUGUCCCUCCUCCUCCCUCGAGCACAACGGCUUGA
Lecanosticta acicola is the source of this 1328-nucleotide messenger RNA. The record is from the annotation of a GenBank genome assembly. Lineage: Eukaryota; Fungi; Ascomycota; Dothideomycetes; Mycosphaerellales; Mycosphaerellaceae.